GAAGGGUUCUCUCUCUCUCUUUCUGCCUUACCCUCUCUCUCUCUCUCUGAUGCGGGGAGCAGCGCCGUGCCGUGUGUGUGUGUGAGCGUGUUGCUGAGAGAUGAUGAAACGUCCGCGUCAGUGAGCCGUUGGGAAGCUUCUCCCUGCCUGAGGAUGUGAGAGAAUUGGAGGCUGAACGAGGGAUCCACUCCAUCCUGCAGGCCGAGCCGUCUGCACAGGCCUGCUUUCCCUCUUUCUCUCUCUCUCCAUCCUUUCUCGUGAGGCAUCUCUCACCCUUUUUUUCCCUCCUUGUUCUUCCUCUGUGGAGCAAGGGAAUCGUCAUCCCCCCAUCGAUUCUUUUUUUGUGGUGGUGGCUCCCUCCUCCUCCUCUUCCUCCUCCUCCUCCUCCUCCCCCUCUCUCUCCAUCUCCACCACCUCCUCCUCCUCUUUUUUUCUCUAUUCUUCAAGAAGACCUUUUUGGAAUAGCAAACCUCCAUGUAUGACAAUUUGUACCUGCAUGGAUUUGAAGACUCGGAGGCGGGUUCAGCUGAUUCCUACACUAGCAGGCCGUCUGAUUCAGAUGUGUCGUUGGAGGAGGAGAGGCCGGAGGGGGGUAGUCAGGGCCGCCAGGAGCGAGAACAGCAGGCUGCACAGCAGUUGGAGAGGGCAAAGGCCAAAGCGGUGGCCUUUGCCGUGAAGACAAAUGUCAGUUACUGUGGUGCGCUGGAUGAAGAUGUGCCUGUGCCAGGAACUGCCAUCUCAUUCGAUGCAAAAGACUUCCUGCACAUCAAAGAGAAGUUUAAUAAUGACUGGUGGAUUGGGAGGCUGGUGAAAGAAGGCUGUGAGAUUGGUUUUAUCCCCAGUCCCCUGAAGCUGGAGAAUAUCAGAGCACAGCUGGAACAGAAGAAAAGCCGCGUACAAGGUAAGUCCAGUGGAAGCUCGUCCUCCAGUUUGGGGGAUGUGAUGUCAUCAGGGAAGCAGAAACAGAAAGUGACUGAACACGUGACUCCCUAUGAUGUUGUGCCUUCCAUGAGGCCUGUGGUGCUGGUUGGUCCAUCCCUGAAAGGAUAUGAGGUCACUGAUAUGAUGCAGAAAGCUCUUUUUGACUACUUGAAACACCGGUUUGAUGGCAGGAUAACUAUCACACGUGUGACAGCAGACAUCUCACUGGCAAAGAGAUCAGUGCUUAACAAUCCCAGCAAGAGAGCCAUUAUUGAGCGCUCAAAUACCAGAUCCAGUCUUGCUGAGGUACAGAGCGAGAUUGAGCGCAUAUUUGAACUAGCUCGCUCACUCCAGCUGGUUGUGCUGGAUGCAGACACCAUCAACCAUCCUGCUCAGCUGUUGAAGACUUCACUAGCACCCAUCAUCGUCCAUGUCAAAGUGUCCUCGCCAAAGGUCCUCCAGCGGCUCAUCAAGUCCAGAGGAAAGUCGCAGAGUAAACAUCUCAAUGUACAGCUCGUAGCAGCAGAUAAACUAGCACAGUGUCCUCCGGAGAUGUUUGACAUCAUCUUGGACGAGAAUCAGUUGGAAGACGCAUGCGAGCACCUGGCGGAGUAUCUUGAGGCGUACUGGAAGGCCACCCACACCUCCAGCAGUACCCCACUCAACCCUCUGCUGGGCAGGAACCUCGGCCCUGCUGCCCUGGCCCCUUACACUACGUCUGCCAUAUCCGGCCUGCAGAAUCAACAGGGACAAAAAACACGGCACGCCAACCACACCGGGGACAACUCCACCCCCAACGAACGGCGCAACCUGAUGACCUCAGAUGAGAACUACCACAACGAGCGAGCGCACAAGGGACGGAACCGGGGCUCCUCUGGCUCUCAGCACGGCGGCAGCGGUCGAGACCACCACUACAUGGAAGAGCAGCAGGGCUACCAGGACCCCUACCAGGACACCUACAAGCCCCACCGCAACCGCAGUUCCCCAGGCAGCUACAGCCAGGACUCACGACACCGGCUCUGAGCCACCCUGCCCCGUUUCGUCCUCCAAGCCUGAGCCACAGAGCCACCGAGCCAAAAUGGCUUCUGUCCACAAUUGUAUACAUCUUCCAUUAUGUUUUCCUUUUGUUAGGGUCUCUUGAGCUACAAAGCAGAAACUGUUUAGCCCCUCCUGAACCUUCGCCAUCUGACCAAAGCCUGCAUUUCCACCUGCUUAUUCGAGGCUCAAUGUGUCUGCCUGGGGAAAGAGGACCUUUUAACAUGCAAUUGGAGACAGUUGUUAUGCUUUCACAUGUUAAUAUGCUUGUUGACUUUUUGUUUUUUGUCUAUUCUGUUGCAAAAAGGCAGGUUUUCCUUCUUCCAAGCAACCAUUUAACUUCAAAAUGGAAUUGAAUGAUUGGUUGGCCCUUAAAAGCAAAUAUUCUGUGAAGCUAGCAAUAGCAGAGAAUCGGAGAGUUUCAAAGGGUGUAUGCAGGAUCCCUGAAAACCGAAUAAGGAGCUCAGUUAGUCUUUAUGUCAUUAUUGCCAGCAUGUUACCUGACCGCAUGCUUCCCUUGUCAUUAGUGCAUAAACUUGAGCGGACAGACCAAUAAGCAGGACCCCGAGAAAGUGGCUGCCAAACUGGAACAUUUCAGUAAUAAUGUAACACAAACCUACUGCCAGCUGUCUUUUGUUACAGAAAAUGGAAUCUUAAAUACAAAGAUCUUUGGAGUUUUCCAAAGCCUCGAAAUCUUAGGCGGAGGAAUUUCCACAUAACUUCUGCCGUAAACAGCAGGAAUCUCAGAUUCAGCCACAGACAGCCACUCAUCUGUGCAGUUUAGCAUGACGCACUGCAUCCAGUGCCAUGGACUCGUUUCGUGCCAGGCAUUCAUUUCCAGUUAGAAAAGACAGCUUAAAGAGAUGCAUAACAUAGGAAUGCUGAAGAACAAAAAUGUCGCUGUGAUCUAGUCCUCAGUAGAGUUAGCAAGACUUUUUAUGAUUCAUUUUCAUAAUUUAAUGGCAGAAAUGAUGGCACUUUG
Messenger RNA from Rhinichthys klamathensis goyatoka, 2938 nucleotides. It is a transcript of the gene cacnb4b, whose product is annotated as calcium channel, voltage-dependent, beta 4b subunit. Lineage: Eukaryota; Metazoa; Chordata; Actinopteri; Cypriniformes; Leuciscidae. Gene Ontology annotation, biological process: neuromuscular junction development; regulation of voltage-gated calcium channel activity; calcium ion transmembrane transport. The transcript has 13 exons. The record is from RefSeq and is a predicted model, not a curated record. Gene Ontology annotation, cellular component: voltage-gated calcium channel complex. Gene Ontology annotation, molecular function: high voltage-gated calcium channel activity; protein binding. Bases 475 to 1944 code for a protein of 489 amino acids.